Messenger RNA from Strigops habroptila (Kakapo), 1275 nucleotides. It is a transcript of the gene C1QC, whose product is annotated as complement C1q C chain. Gene Ontology annotation, molecular function: protein binding. The transcript is spliced from 3 exons. The coding region runs from base 123 to 860 and encodes 245 amino acids. The record is from RefSeq and is a predicted model, not a curated record. Lineage: Eukaryota; Metazoa; Chordata; Aves; Psittaciformes; Psittacidae.
UGAGACUUCCUCAGGGAGGGUGUCACAGAGUCACGCACACUUUGCUGUGCCGACGGCAGUGCCCACAGCAGACAGAGGGCUCAGCAGCACAGAAGCCCCCACCAGAGCUCCAGAGCAUCAAAAUGGGGCAGAGCUUCUGGGAGCAGCUCCAUCUGGCUCUCACCCUCCUUCUCCUGAAUCUGGGGUCUGCUGUGACCGGAGAUGCCCAUCACAGCUGCUAUGGGGUUCCAGGCCUGCCAGGCAUGCCAGGUCUGCCGGGCAAGGAUGGCCGGGAUGGGCUGAAGGGAGCCAAAGGCGAGCCAGGAAUCCCGGCCACUCCUGCAACACGAGGGCCCAAGGGCAUGAAAGGGGAACCAGGCAGCCCUGGUUUGCCAGGGAAGACUGGCCCCAUGGGUCCCCCUGGUGCCCCUGGAGACCCUGGAAGCCCUGGUAUGGCUGGAGAGCCAGGAAUGCCAGGCAGCUACAAGCAGAAGCACCAGUCAGCAUUUUCAGUGACGAGGCAGACUGGUGAGCACCCCUUGAGGAACAUCCCCGUGGUGUUCAACCAUGUCAUCACCAACACCAACCACGACUACAACACCACCACGGGCAAGUUCACCUGCAGGAUCCCCGGCCUCUACUACUUUGUGUUCCACACCUCGCAAACAGCCAACCUCUGUGUCAUUCUGUACAAGGAUGAGAUCAAGAUGGCCAGCUUUUGUGACCACAAGACCAACACCAUGCAGGUCAGCUCUGGUGGGAUCCUCCUCCAUCUGGACACUGGGAACCAGGUCUGGCUGACAGUGAAUGACUACAAUGGCAUGGUGGGCAUCGGCAACUCUGACAGCAUCUUCUCUGGGUUCCUGCUUUUCCCAGACUAGAGGACCACCAGAGCCCACCCCAGCGUGCUGACCUCUUCACCCUGCCCUGCAAACACUGCUGCUUGUGCCAGGCUGUUGCUGAUGCUCCAGGUUUCUCUGCUGGAUGGGAAGCCCCAGUGAAGAGGUCAGCCCUAGCCACCAGGCACAAUGACCUGGCCUGGGGACUGAGCUCGGGUGGCAACUGAGGGGAAACAGGCACAUCUGGGUGCAUCUGCACCCAGAGUGUGGUGCCAAGCCCAAAGGGUGCUGCUGCCACUGCCAUGUGCUUCAACCCUGAGUACCCCAUAUCACCUGAGCCAGAGGUCUCUCUGCAGCUUUCCCCUUCCCACCAGGGACAGCCAUGUGUCUUGGAGCAGGUUUGCAGGAGCACCUUUACCAUGCUGUGGAAAGUGUCAAUAAAACUUUCCCCAGUGCA